AUGCCGUGGGUAAACGAGUUGCAGGCAGUCUACAACACCUUUGGAGAACACAGAAACGACUCGAGGUGCCCGACAGAAAUCGAAGAAUGGACUUGUCAACCAUACGAUUUGACCAAAGCCGACCUUGUCCGACCCACAGACGUCUGGCAUCUCCGAGCUCAUGACAUCAAAGCGGUCGUAUCGAUUGGUGACAGCAUCACUGCAGGAUUUGCCAUGGUCUCUGGUCGACCCCCAUUUGCCACCGUCUUGGAGUUCAGAGGCAAGGUGUUCUCUGGUGGAGGAGACAAGGGCGAGUACACGCUAGCCAACUUUUUGAAGACAUAUGGGACCUCCUUGCAAGGAAGUCCGUCAGGGGUGACUCUCCCUCUUGCCCAUGGCAAGGGCUUGAACACAGCUGUGAGUGGAGCCAUUGCCCAAACGCUCCCAUCACAGAUCGACCGACUGAAAUGGCAAUUCGGACUGGCAGGACCCUAUCGCAAGUACAAGGACGAAUGGAAACUGGCGACUGUCUUUGUGGGCGCCAACAACCUCUGUGCAGCCUGUACCGAUGGCGACAACUUGCCGGCAGUAGCAGAUCCUGAAGACUAUGCGGUGGCACUCAAGGAUGUGCUUAUUGAUCUGAGAGACUCGAUUGGACCUACAUUUGUCAACCUUGUCGGAAUCUUUGACGUCAGUUUGGUCUAUGAGCUCUCGCGCGGAUAUCCGUAUUGCGAGAUGUUGUUUGACAAGAUGCCGGUGCCCAUCUGCUCUUGUGCCAAUUCAAAUGAAGACAAUCGCAAAAAGGUGGGGGAUCUUGCGGAGCAAUACAAUGACGUGAUGAGAAGGGUUGCGAAGGAGGUCAACAAUGAAAGCGACAGCUCAUCCUAUGGCGUUGUGUUCCAACCAGGAUUGACAGAGUUCAAGGAUGGCUCAUCUCCCUAUGGCCAAGGCUACAUGAGCGGACUGGACUGCUUCCACCCAAACAGAUGCGCCAAUCAAGUCAUGGCGAUCUCAUUGUGGAAUAAUAUGUUCUCGAGUGCUGAUGGCAAGGAUAAGCCAAUGAAGCCCGAUGAUCUGGAGAUCUUUUGCCCUGGACCUACGGACUACCUCAAGUGA
Linnemannia hyalina is the source of this 1095-nucleotide messenger RNA. NCBI's taxonomy places the organism in Eukaryota, Fungi, Mortierellomycota, Mortierellomycetes, Mortierellales, Mortierellaceae. The record is from the annotation of a GenBank genome assembly.